UUUAGUUGUGUUGACUGAUGUCGCCCACAUUAAACCCCGCCCCACUGCCCGACUCGGUGUUACAAAAGCAGCGACCCCAACCACAGCUCCGUACGUCUGCCACCGCCGGAGAAGCCUCUCGCUAUCAUUGCCAGACCGGAGGAACAACAAACAGUAGCUAAAAUGGGGGUGGUAACAAUUAAAGUCGAAUACUGUGGUAGAUGAGGUUACGAAAGCCGCUAUCAGGAGCUCGCCCGGGUUGUCGAGGCUGAGUUUCCUGAGGCGGAUGUGUCAGGCUUCACAGGAAGACAAAGCAGCUUUGAGAUUGAAAUCAACGGCCAGCUGAUCUUCUCUAAGACUGAGACGGGCGGGUUUCCAUAUGAGGAUGACGUCUUGAAUGCAAUCCAGCAGGCCCACGAUGGCAAACCUGUGCAGAAGAUCACCAAAAGCCGUGCGCCAUGCGUCAUCAUGUAAACCGCAGCAUCAAGACAGGCCAGUGCAACUGUUUACUGCCUACAGAGAUGCACUAUGACCUCUAGCUGCCGUCUUUGGUGCAGAUCCCCAAACGUCUGGCUCCCCCUCUUAGUUCUCAUUGUGGGUCUCCGGGCUGUUAAUGAUUACUGUAGCCUAAACUGCCUUCAUGGCGAAAGGGUUAGAGUAUGAUGAAUCCAUUCCUGGAGAUUCUUCAUUAUAGGAGCUGAGAUCGGGAGAUGUCACAGAAAUCUUAAGGGAUUACACUUUACUUUUUUUUUUACCUCCUCUUUGCCUGGUGUUCUACAACUGCCUAUUUUUUACAUCUUUGUUUACUGAUCUCAUACACAAUUACCAAUUUCAUUGAAGGCAAGGAACAUGCAAAGUUGUUGCACGUGUAACUUUUAUUUUUUUAAAGGCAGACUGCCUCUUGGUUUCUGCCUCUGCGUCUUGCAUUGCUCUAUGCUGAAUAAUCUUUUACUGAAGCAUUUUUUCUAGUAACUAAUUAAAACACUAUGAUUACUGUAACGGCUGUGAAUAGUGAAACAAAGAUAUGUAAUAAGUGACAUUUAUAUGUAUCAAAUUGGAAUUCUUUUUAUGAUAAGCUCCUGCCACCUAAAACCUGUAUGUUGGCUUAGUGCGCCUCAAAAGGCACUGGCCAAAGAACUUGAGUUGGUCUCCGGGCACUGUGGAAUCUUAAACCUUUUCUGUCACCUGUAAGGUUCUGUAAACCUUAAACUUGUCAGGUACUAGCAAUCAUCAGAAGUGCUUCUGAAGACCACCAUCCACUGGUCUGUCAGCGCACACUCAAUUGAUGUCAUGCUUUUUUUUUUUCAUAUUUCAUUGUUCACUCUGUCAAAACUUUCAAUAAAUAAUGGUUCUCGAAGUACA
Etheostoma cragini (Arkansas darter) is the source of this 1341-nucleotide messenger RNA. RefSeq names its product selenoprotein W, 2a (gene mien1). NCBI's taxonomy places the organism in Eukaryota, Metazoa, Chordata, Actinopteri, Perciformes, Percidae. The record is from RefSeq and is a predicted model, not a curated record. The transcript is spliced from 4 exons. Gene Ontology annotation, biological process: negative regulation of apoptotic process; positive regulation of filopodium assembly.